Messenger RNA from Adelges cooleyi (spruce gall adelgid), 1635 nucleotides. It is a transcript of the gene VhaAC45, whose product is annotated as V-type proton ATPase subunit S1. Gene Ontology annotation, cellular component: proton-transporting V-type ATPase complex. The coding region runs from base 100 to 1326 and encodes 408 amino acids. The record is from RefSeq and is a predicted model, not a curated record. The transcript has 4 exons. Lineage: Eukaryota; Metazoa; Arthropoda; Insecta; Hemiptera; Adelgidae.
GUGGAAGGUAGAGCAAAUUUUAAUUUUGCAGGAGAGAUUGAAAUUAUGACUCGUUAGUAUUUUUAGUUAUUUCAAAUUAAAAUAAUUUAUCCAUUUAACAUGGCGAACUACCCGUUAUUAUUUGUACUAUUCGGAUCGUUGGUAUGUGUGCACACAUCAUCGGUAAAUCAGGUGCCGGUGAUGUUUUUUUCUUGCGGUCAAACAGAUUUGGACGCUAUGGCCAAAUAUCAACAUGCAAUGAGCAAUGAAGAAUUUUUCGACUUGCUUGUAAAAUUGUCCAGUACCAAAGUGAAACUAGCUUUGUUCAGCGAGCAUUCACUUAGUCUUGAAGACUUCAGGUGGAGAGGAACUGAUGGACAAAGUGCUUUCCCAUUGCUGCAGGCGUUUGUAGAUCGUCGUUUUAUCCCUUCUGUUUUUCAGCCCAAUGAAGCUAUUCAAAAGUUAAGGGAGAACGGAUAUUUUUUUGAAGAUUUUAAGGAUGACGGUGUAUUGCCAAAUCUCGAUAAAUUGGUAAUAUCUACACAACUGGAAGAUGCCAAAUCGUCUGAUAAUCGACAAGAAAUGUUGAGUAGACACGAUUCAAAAAUAGUGCAGUCGUUUGAAAAAAUAUGUGAAAAAUAUGAAAACGUCAUUGGGUUGUUCACUGGCAAGCGGAACUCUUGGAUCGAAUCAAAUGACAUCGUCCAUCAUUUAGUAGCAAGGCAUUUGAUGGCUCUUGAUGACAGUAAUCCAUUGGUUUUGGACGGAAAAGGCAAAGCGUUAAUAUACUCGUCAAGCUAUCCGACGUUAUCAAUCAAUGACGGACCUGCUACUGAUCUCAAAGAUACAAAUACCGAGGUAAUUUUAGACGAUUCUCGUGACUCCUUGUUAAAAGUAAUCAAAUCAUUUUUGGCCAACGGAACAAAAGUUACUAUACGUUUUCGCUUUGAAAAACAAUCUUUCACUUGGGAAUUGAAAAAUAUUGAAUUUGAAGGGCUUAACAACAACGCUUUGUUGUCACCACAGAAUUCAAUUGGUGCUCUACAAGACUUAUCUUACUUCUCAGAAGGACCGGUUGUGUUCUCCAACAAUUCAGUUGUACUGAAGUUCAACGGCAAAUUCCAGGUUCAACCGUGGAUGAAUACACCAUCGUCAGGAAAAGCUAAGUUUAGCGAGCCCCAAGAUCAAGAUGCGUUCUUCACACCACCAAUUUUGGCAGGGUUAUUCGUGACUGCUUUGAUGUUGUUUAUUGUUACGUGGGGUAUCAUGAUGAUCAUGGACAUCAAAACCAUGGAUAGGUUUGACGAUCCCAAAGGCAAAACCAUCUCUAUAAAUGUCGCUGAAUAAUCAUUCAUUCCAACCAUGUUCUUUAAUUAAGUAUUUAUCUUUUGUUAAAACUUUGUUUUAGAAAUAAUAAUUUGUUCUUAACCCUUGAUUGGUCAAACUUUCAAAGGGGCCUAUUAAGGACCCCUUUCCCAAGGGGUCUAUUAGACCCCGCACAACCAACUAAGGGUUAAUUUUAAUUUUGUUUAUUUUAGUGUGAUAUUAUUUAGUAAAUAACACUGCUGUUUGUUCGUAAACCAUACUUGUAAAAUACCGAUAGAUAUAGUUUAAUUUGGUUAAUACUUAACUGUGAAUUUUUUUUUUUUCAAGUAA